Ruditapes philippinarum (Manila clam) is the source of this 2571-nucleotide messenger RNA. RefSeq lists its product as uncharacterized. Gene Ontology annotation, molecular function: protein binding. The record is from RefSeq and is a predicted model, not a curated record. Bases 293 to 1156 code for a protein of 287 amino acids. The transcript has 2 exons. NCBI's taxonomy places the organism in Eukaryota, Metazoa, Mollusca, Bivalvia, Venerida, Veneridae.
AUGAUGCAUAUAUAUAACAAAUUUCAAUAAUAUUUGUUAAUAAACUAAGAAGUGUGCCAGUGUCGCUUUAACUUUGAUAACAUAAAAAGUAUAUCCAACUCUGUACCAGGAUUAACUGAAAUCAAAUCUCUUAAUGACGAACGAGAUGGAUAUGGUUUCAAAACACUUGUGUGCCCACCAGACCAGUUUAAAAAUGACAUAUCUAAUAUUUCAAACUACAAACUUUAGUUUUGGUAAUUUAUAAAACAUCUAAGUGCAAAUAGAAUAGCACACCCAUUCUUUAUAUGGGACAAUGAUGGAAAUUGGUGUAAGAUUUAAACUCGUUAUUGCGUUUAUUGUCUUGAAUCGUGCUUACGUUUGGUCUUCAAAUGAUAAUAAUGACAUAUCUAUAAGACUGACAGUUCUUGAGGACAUGCUCACAGAAAUGGAGAGCAUAGUUCGAGAAACAGGUGUCAAAGUACAGAAAGCAGGAGACAAAGUGCAAGACACAGAGGAAUUAUUAAAGAGAGAUUUUUCUCGAUUGGAAUAUUCUACUGAAAGGAAAACAAGAAAACAUUUUAGACGGAUUAUGAAAGAAGUCAGAAAGGAACUUAAACACGAUAGCAACUUACUCAAUGAAAUGAUUCAUAGCAUUGAACAAAUCAAUUUAAGGAUGGUAGAUAAUCAGACUACAGAUUUGACUGACACUGAUGAUGGUCUCGAAAGAAUGAAUCACCAGGUAGAGACGAACGUGCAUCAAGAUAUUGCUCAUACAGAAGAAUCUAGAAUUUUGUUCAAGGCUGUAACAUUGAAUAAACGUCGAUAUUCUGACGGUGAAACUAUAAUAUUUCCUGAUGUAAUAACCAACACUGGAGAUGGAUAUAACCCCAGAAAUGGCUUAUUUGUAACACCACUAGCUGGGACGUAUUACUUCACAGUUCAACUGUAUAUUCUAAAAGGAAGAGCUUUAGAUAUAGGGAUUUAUGUCAAUGACGAAUGUAUUGCUUGGGUCAGGUUAUCACCAAGGGAAGAUUCGUGUGAGAACUUAGCAGUUGUUGCAAACCUGAAUCUGGGUGAUGUCGUUUACGUGAAACAAAUUUUGACUUCAUUAUCAGAUAGCUACAAAGUCGACUCGAAUAAAUUCUUUAAUACAUUUUCUGGUGUAUAUAUUCGAUAAGUUAAUUGUUCAAUGUAAUUUGUUACCGAAAUUUGUUUAUACUACAUUCAAACAAGCUAUAUUUUAGUGAAUUAUGGACCACAACUGUUGAUUUGUAGACUUGGGAUAUAAGUGCAUGCGCUACAUCAUAAAAUUCCCAAAUAUAUGUGAUCUUCCAUUUGUCAUAACAUGCGCUAGUUUAUAAUAGUUAUUUUUUUCAUUAUUUCAUCAAUUUUUAGCCUAGAGUGUUAAACUUAAAUGGUGUUGCAGUUAUGUAUUUACAAUUAUGGAAUUAACGUGCGUAUAGCUUAGAAUUAUAUAUAAAAAUGGUCAAUUUGGAUUUUCAAUAUACAAAAUGUAGGAAUAUAAUAUAUUUAAGAUUAAUUAUUAGGUCAGUUGUUACUUCCGUGAUCAAGAUUCUUAAUAUACGUCUAAAUGUAUAUACACAUUUUAAAAUCAAAGUACUGACAUGCUGGAAACAAGUUAAACGUGAGGAUCUCUUUGAGAACCAAAACGUCAGCCAUUAGCCUCAAGAGGGCAAGGACCAGUCAAAUUUAGACCAAAACUUGCUCUUGUUUAAAAGCAGAGGAAUUCCAAUAACAGUCGAUUUGGAAAAUAUUGUUGUUCUUAUGCUUUGCUGAACAACGACUUACGAAAGAAUGUCUAUUGUAUUUAAGAAAAUAAAUUAGAAAAGUUUUAUUGUCUUAGGACUGUAAAUACACUACUGAGGAAGUUUUAUACCGAAGGUUGGGUGGGGGUGGAGAUGCAUUCGUAAUUUUGUUUUUCUGAUAACUUUUACGGAAUUCUUCUGAUAAGUCUUAUCCAGCCGGUUGACGAUGUCAACGUUACUGAAAACGUUUACCAUUACAAGAGAAAUAGUCUUGAUCAUCACUUUUCAUAUUAAUUUUCUCGUAUAUAAUUGAAUGAUUGUAUUCUUGUUAAAACUCAGAAUUGUUGAAUUGUCAGAAUUCACAUCCAUGAAUGACAUUGUUAGAUGUUGAAUACUAUUUCGCUCUACUUCAAUCUUAUAUGUCAUUAUAACGGAUGAAUUUUAUUUCUUUUCAUUAUUCAUGAAUAUAAAUUAUUCUUAGUAAUGUAUAAAUGUUUCUCAACUUAAUUAAACAGAAUUAUCAGAAUUUCCUGAUAGUACAUAUUGUGUAAUAUCAUUUUUAUUUCAAAUAUAUUUCGCGCAAUUUUAAGGGAACUUAAUUGAGGCCCAAUAGCUUAAAAAUAAUAGAUGAAUUUCUUACAAAGAUCAACUUAAAACACUUAAAUCACUUUAAACGGAAAUAUAUGCAAAGUGUAAUAAAGAAAUUUAUUAUUUACUCAUAAAAUUAAAUAUUGAGAAAUAUCAAUGAAAUAAAAUUCAUAUUUUUCACAGUAAUAAUCUUUUUAUUUCACUUCAGCAAAACAUAUUUUUCCGUAUUUUUAUUGCU